Molecule: messenger RNA, 881 nt
Organism: Guillardia theta CCMP2712
Lineage: Eukaryota; Cryptophyceae; Pyrenomonadales; Geminigeraceae
Exons: 1
Coding region: 288-881 (197 amino acids)
Source: RefSeq, a predicted model, not a curated record
ACAGGAGGUCAACCAGGAAGGGGAAGAGAGCUUGAGGGAGAGAGAGGAACAUAGAUAGAGUGACAGAGAGGAAGACAGACAGACAGUGAGUCAAGAACAAGUUUGGUUCGAAGGGGGGGAAUAAGAGCUGGAUUGUUGGCUUCGAUUGAAGAAGGUUCAGGACACAAGCUCGUAGGAACGUCUCGCGGCGACUUCCAGCAAAUAUUUCAAGCUCAACCUCAGAUAAUUCUGUCAAAGAAAACGAAAUUAUUGGUAUAAUUUGAAUCGUGGACGGAGAUUCCGGCAUCAUGGUGUACAGACCCAGCAACCUCAUAUCAAGGCAAACGAGCAAAUCUUUGAGAGAAAAUCUACAUUACUAUGGAGCAGAAGCAGGGAACGUAAAUAGCAGCAGGGCAAUGAGAAGAGCUAGACCGCAUCCGAAGGAGUGCGCAGAGCAGGAGACUGGCAGCUUCCUGCUGGAGGCAUACUCGACAUUGUUGAAAGUGUGUAAGAGGACGGAUGAGAUGCUGAACCAGGAGAUGGUGGAGCUCUCGGACGACUGCUACUCCUCCGACGACACGACAUCCGACGACGUGUCCUCCAUACCCAGGGAGAUGUUCUCAUACUCCGCAGCCAAUGUGCUUGCAGAGUUUGUUGGCUCGAGGGUCGAGAACGUGUGCUCUAGGAUGCAGGAUGCUCUACGGGUAAAGAGCACGAGCUCCUUCAAGUCGCAGAAGAAACCGUGCGGGAGCAGGUCCGUCUUCAUGCCUUUUAUCGGCUCCACCGUAGACGGGAAGUUCCAUCCUGGGUUCGAGACGUUCGAUCCGUCGCACCCGGUUCUGCCUCCUCCUCGUGGGCUUUACAGCACUGCAGUGAUCUACGAGAGGGAGGACAGUGAUUAA